GUGUCGUUUGUGUGUGUGAUGCUGUCGGUGUUGGUUGAUUUGAUGCUUUACCAGCAUUUCCUGGACUGAAAAUAAGCAUUGUCAGUGAUAUUAUCAGGCAGAUUGCACCGAAGUGUCUGGUGUAACUCCGUGCCCAAACUCUGCACUUUAAAAGUUAUUUCUGAUUUCACUUCUUGGUCUUCUGGUGGUUGCAAUUAAUCCAUCCAAAAUGCUUGAAGACACUGUGAAUGAGGAGACUGACAGCAUGAAGGAAGUUCCUUUGAAGACUCGGUCUGAGACGGUGGACCUGAAUGACGCCGAUCUGGUGGUCGACAUCUCUGACGCCCUGAGCGAGCGUGACAAGGUCAAGUUCACCGUCCACACGAGGACGACACUGCCGUGUUUUGCCAAGCCGGAGUUCUCUGUAGUGCGGCUACAUGAGGAGUUCAUAUGGCUUCACCACAGCCUCGAGGAAAACGAACGCUACUCGGGCUUCAUCAUCCCCCCGGCGCCGCCCCGUCCCGACUUUGACGCCUCCCGAGAGAAGCUGCAGAAACUGGGCGAGGGCGAGGGUAACAUGACCAAGGAGGAGUUCAACAAGAUGAAGCAGGAAUUGGAACAGGAGUACCUGGCUACCUUCAAGAAGACCGUGGCCAUGCACGAGACGUUUUUGACGCGGCUGGCGAACCACAACGUGUUCAGGGAUGAGCACAACUUCAAGGUCUUCUUGGAGUAUGACCAAGAUUUGUCGGUGCGCGGCCGUAACCGCAAGGAGCGUCUGGAGGGUCUGAUGAAGUCCUUCAGCAAGACCACGGACGAGCUGCUGCUGCAGGCCACUCAGCGCGACGUCGAUGAGUUCUUUGACCACGAGAAGAGCUACGUCAUCGUCUUCCACGAGCACAUCAAGGAGGCGACCCAGCGCGCCGACCGUAUGACUCGUGCCAGGAAGAACGUGGCCGAUAGCUACAUCAAGGUGUCUGGCGGCCUGACGCAGCUGGGCACCUUCGAGUGCAGCGAGCUCGACCGUUUCCUGCACGUCGUCUCUGACAUCUUCGAAAAAGUCCGCAAAAACGAGAACCGUGUGGCCUCUGACGAGGACCUGAAGCUCUCCGACCUGUUGCGUUACUACCAGCGCGACGCCACGGCCGUCAAGAGUCUGCUGUUCCGCCGUCUGCGCUGCCUCGCCGACUACGAGCAGGCGAACAAGGCGCUGGAGAAAGCGCGCGCCAAGAACAAGGAUGUGCCGGUGGCUGAAAUGGGCCAACAGCAGGCGUGUGAGAAGUUUGAGCACAUCUCCACCAGGGCAAAACAAGAGCUGAAAAGCUUCAAAAUCCGGAGGGUUAAGGCGUUUAAAAAGCACCUAGUGGAGCUUUCGGAGCUGGAAAUCAAGCACGCAAAGGCACAAGUUGAGACGCUGCGGGGCUGCAUAGCCACACUCAAGGCGACCACAUAGACCUCGAGGAGCUUGCCCCUACCACCGGCUGGCCCGGCACGCGCCAAGAGACGCCUCCCCGCCCGGUCACCCCCCUAGACGCAGUAUCUCAGUGAGAGGAACUGCGUGGGACCUCAGACACUGACGUGGAACCGAUCGCUGGAAAUCCAGGACUUGGAAAUCACUGACGAGCCCGGAUUUACCGGAUCGGGUGCCAGUGCGUGUGUCAAACAGGAGCUAUUUGAUAUUUCUGCGCCAACUGAACGACUUGUUGACGAUUGUAUCACACAACUGGACCUCUUUCUGUCUGAAAUACUGCAUCAGCACAAACCCCCCACCGAGAACAGGCAUGGAUCUACUCCCGGUGACGUCACUCUGUGUAUGACAUCACUCAUAGACGUCUACGUUGAACCAUGACACGCACUCGUGGCUACGCCCUGCUGGUGAUUUCGAUUGGCCUUCCCAACCGAGCGGUGAUCCGUGGAAGGCUCUCCCACGCACAGCAGCCGCUGACUUACGCUCGGGGGCCGGCCGUGGUGGUGAGCCGGGCGGACGGGGGAGCUCUGUGGGCUGAGUCAGGUCGGUGAUGUGUGGACCGCCUCGCGCUAACGUGGAAUAGACCAUCCAGUGGGGUAGGGGAAUUCGCCGAGGCGCGUCCACCGCUGACAGCUGAUGGUCGCCAUAUGCGGCUGAAACCAGGGGAGAGUUGUGGCCACGCACGAUCGCGAGAAGCUGAACGGACGGAACCUCUGCGGUGGACCCACAUUCGAGAAGCCCAUCUGCGUUUGUUUGGAGAGGGUGAUUGAUGUGCCGAAUCAUGUCUCUUCUGCGGAGGGCGUGAUUCUGGGUGAAUUUCCCGUUCGGAUUGUGACUGGACUAACGCGUGCUGUGGUGGGGUGUCUGCCGGGUGUCGGACCGAGCCCAGUUUGCUCCUGUGACGUCAUGCCCACCGGGAGGGGCGGAACCAGCAGCAUUCCAGUGGUGGCCGCUGGGUGACCGGACUGUGCUGCGGAGGCUAUUCUUGUGGGUGGGUGGAUGGGGUUCGUGGUCUAUUCAGCCAAAUUUGAAGUCUGUCAGGAUGUUCUCAGUUUCGAGGGCAGAAAAAUCAGUUUGCGUUACAUUUAUGAAUGAUUUAUUUCCUUUCUGUGUCCAAACGUAUGUCUAAGAAGCUCGUAAGAUUUUCGUGGCUGGUUUAGUCGGCUGCUUUCCGUUUAUGGGUUGGAGUUCCACGCAUUGCCAAAUGUCCAGUAAGAGCUCUAUGCGCGACUCCUGUGUGUAAGGCUUGCGCGUCAACUGUGUGUUGACUGCUUAUGGGAUAUAUGUUAGCGUUUGGAUAACUAUCCUGCAUGUGAUAUCCGUAUAUAUUUAUUGAUACUGGCUGAUAGUUACGUAGGCUAUGCUUGGUGGCAAGUUCCGAGUUAGUUGAAUUAUGUACCGCGCAGAUAGUCAUUUGCUUUACAUGCUUCUGUAUGCAAUGCGUCUCAAAAUCAUGUGUUUAUUUUGUAUCGCUCAAUUAUUCACUACCUUAUGUUGUUAUUGAUUGUUGAACUGUAUCCUCUUUCUAAUGCUAUGCGUGUGCUGUUGACAGCUUCAUGUUUGUAUGUACAUGCUCAAUGGAAAUUGCCGUGCACAAGAGCUUGUCGAAAUGACCUCUCCCGCUAAGGGUCUCUUUCUUGCCAGAUUUGCACAGGUGCGUUACGCAGUGCGUUUGAACGCGCAGGCGACUCUAUGUUUUCUCAUUAUUGGGCGACGUAUUGGACUAUCGUAGGCCACUGCCCAGAAACCGAGCUAUGCUCUUCGCGUGCGUCCUACACCCUAAAUGGGCGCGUAUGGCAGUGUGGGGCUAGCGCACGGCGGAUUGGAGGCUUUGUGUGGUCGCGUCGAAACGCGGUAAAUCUGAGCAGUUUAGCGCAGUGGUAUGGACAUAUCAGCCAAUGCGGGAUUUUAAUCCUUCAAAUAUCAAGUUAAAAAUAAUCAUGUUCUUACCAGAUUACAGUUAUUUUACAGUUAUUUUGAUAUAAACACUGCAUAGUCAGGCAACAUUUUCUUGGUUGGCCGAUAUGUCCUUCUUUGAUCGUAGAGGCUGUCACUAUCGUCAGUUGUAUCCCAUCGGGCUAGUGCCUAGGGCCGCUCGAAAACACUGUUUCUCGUUCGGAAGAUAUCGAUUAUCGUCCCAGGUAUGUCGCGUGCGUCACAUUUGUAACUACGCCGCGCCGUGCUGUGCAUGAUCAUAACUGCUGUGCGACAGCUGACUUGUAUAUCGGAGAAUAUAACUCGAGCUGUGA
Molecule: messenger RNA, 3696 nt
Organism: Amphibalanus amphitrite
Lineage: Eukaryota; Metazoa; Arthropoda; Thecostraca; Balanomorpha; Balanidae
Product: sorting nexin-6-like
Exons: 12
Coding region: 209-1432 (407 amino acids)
Biological process (GO): phagosome-lysosome fusion involved in apoptotic cell clearance
Molecular function (GO): phosphatidylinositol binding
Source: RefSeq, a predicted model, not a curated record